AUGUCGUACUACGGUAACGGAGGAUACAAUCCAUAUGGAGCCUACGGGAAUGUUCCACCGCCAGUCUAUGGAACACCUGGUUUAGCACCACCAACUGUUCAUGUCCAUACAGAUGGAGGGCAUCACCAUGGUCACCACCACCACCAUCAUAGUUUCCUCCAUGAACUUGGACAUGCGCUAACUGGACACCAUCAUCAUCAUCAUGGCCAUCAUUUUGGACAUCACCAUCACCAUCAUCACGGACAUCAUUAA
Messenger RNA from Caenorhabditis elegans, 252 nucleotides. It is a transcript of the gene kreg-1, whose product is annotated as Protein kreg-1. Gene Ontology annotation, biological process: stress response to metal ion. The record is from RefSeq and is marked reviewed. The coding region runs from base 1 to 252 and encodes 83 amino acids. NCBI's taxonomy places the organism in Eukaryota, Metazoa, Nematoda, Chromadorea, Rhabditida, Rhabditidae. The transcript has a single exon.